Mytilus californianus (California mussel) is the source of this 6197-nucleotide messenger RNA. Its product is annotated as cullin-1-like. The transcript has 20 exons. Gene Ontology annotation, biological process: SCF-dependent proteasomal ubiquitin-dependent protein catabolic process; protein ubiquitination. Bases 188 to 2515 code for a protein of 775 amino acids. Gene Ontology annotation, cellular component: SCF ubiquitin ligase complex. NCBI's taxonomy places the organism in Eukaryota, Metazoa, Mollusca, Bivalvia, Mytilida, Mytilidae. Gene Ontology annotation, molecular function: ubiquitin protein ligase binding. The record is from RefSeq and is a predicted model, not a curated record.
ACGGGAGACAAUCCAAAUGAGGUCAAUCGCUAUUGAUUCCAUAAUGAAAUGAAAUUCAAUAGUAAACGACUACAUAGUUGAUCCAGAUUUUAUUAAUGAUAAGUUCCCAAAAUGGAUAUCAACUGACAUUGAUGUGAUAAAUUUCUUCUUGUGACAUUAAACUGAAGAUUUGGAUAAAAUUUUAAAAAUGGCAGGAUCACGUCAGAAUCCACAUGGAUUGAAGCAAAUUGGAUUAGACCAGAUUUGGGAUGAUCUUAGAGGAGGAAUCAAGCAUGUAUACAACAGACAGAGCAUGGCUAGAAACAGAUACAUGGAACUAUACACACAUGUUUACAAUUACUGCACAAGUGUUCAUCAAUCUGGACAAGCUGGUCAACAGUCCUCUUCAAGGGCUCAAGGUGGGCGUCGCCCAAAACCACCCACAGGAGGAGCCCAGUUUGUUGGAUUUGAACUGUAUAAAAGACUAAAAGAUUUUCUUAAAUCCUACCUGGUCACAGUGUUGAGGGACGGACAAGAUUUUCUUGAUGAACAGGUAUUAUCAUUCUAUACCAAACAAUGGGAGGAUUAUCAGUUUUCCAGUAAGGUAUUAAAUGGAGUGUGUGCCUAUCUGAACAGACACUGGGUCAGAAGAGAAUGUGAUGAAGGAACUAAAGGCAUUUAUGAAAUUUAUUCUCUUGCAUUAAUUAUAUGGAGAGACAACUUAUUCAAACCACUGAAUAAGCAAGUAACAAAUGCUGUGCUUAAACUGAUAGAAAAGGAGAGAUAUGGUGAAACCAUUAACACUAGACUUGUCAGUGGUGUAAUUAAUUGUUAUGUUGAGCUUGGCUUGAAUGAAGAUGACCCAUCUACUAAAGGUCCAACAUUAAGUGUUUAUAAAGAUCACUUUGAGAAUCCAUUCUUGGAUGAUACAGAACAGUUUUAUACAAGAGAAAGUACAGAGUUCCUCAGACAGAAUCCUGUAACAGAAUAUAUGAAAAAGGCUGAAGCCAGACUAAUGGAAGAACACAAGAGGGUACAGUUGUAUUUACAUGAAAGUACACAGGAUGUUCUAGCCAGAAAGUGUGAGAAAGUUCUCAUAGAGAAACAUCUGGAAAUAUUCCACUGUGAAUUUCAGAAUCUCUUACAUGAUGAUAAAAAUGAUGAUUUAGGAAGAAUGUACCAGUUGGUAUCUAGGAUACAGGAUGGUCUGGGAGAAUUGAAGAAUUUGUUAGAAACACAUAUAUAUAACCAAGGAAUGGAAGCUAUAGAUAAAUGUGGAGAGGCUGGUCUGAAUGACCCUAAAAUAUAUGUACAGACAAUUUUAGAUGUUCAUAAGAAAUAUCAUGCCUUAGUGUUGACGGCAUUUAGUAAUGACUCAGGGUUUGUGGCAGCCUUAGAUAAGGCGUGUGGUAGAUUUAUAAAUAAUAAUUCAGUAACAAAGUUGGCUAAUUCUUCCAGUAAAUCUCCAGAAUUGUUAGCCAGAUACUGUGAUCUUUUACUUAAAAAGAGUUCCAAGAAUCCAGAGGAAGCUGAAUUAGAAGAUACAUUAAAUCAAGUGAUGAUAGUAUUUAAAUACAUAGAAGAUAAAGAUGUGUUCCAGAAAUUCUAUAGUAAAAUGUUGGCUAAGAGAUUAGUACAACAUAUGUCUGCUAGUGAUGAUGCUGAAGCCAGUAUGAUCUCAAAAUUAAAGCAAGCCUGUGGAUUUGAGUAUACGUCCAAACUGCAAAGAAUGUUUCAGGAUAUCAGCGUCAGUAAAGAACUUAACGAUCAAUUCAGGGAACAUCUCAAAAAAUCUCCUGCUGAAGACCAGCUGGAUAUCGAUUUCAGCGUACAGGUGCUAAGCUCAGGGUCGUGGCCUUUUCAACAGUCUUGUACAUUCGCUCUGCCACAAGAGAUGGAGAGAAGUUUUCAAAGAUUUACCUGUUUCUAUAGUAACCGCCACAGUGGGCGAAAAUUGAAUUGGUUGUAUCAUAUGUCUAAAGGAGAGUUGGUCACACAUUGUUUUAAAAAUAGAUAUACAUUACAGGCCUCCACAUUUCAAAUAGCCGUCCUUUUACAGUUUAAUUUAGAAAAUAGUUUAACAGUUCAACAAUUACUGGAUAGUACACAAAUCAAAUUGGAUAUGUUACAGCAAGUUCUCCAGAUACUGCUCAAAUCUAAAUUACUUGUUACAGAAGAUGAUGAAAAUGAACUUGUCCCUACAUCACAACUGUCUCUUUUCUUUGGAUACAAAAAUAAAAAGUUACGUGUAAAUAUAAAUGUUCCAAUGAAACAAGAGGUGAAAAUAGAACAGGAAGCUACACACAAACACAUUGAAGAAGACAGAAAACUUCUAAUUCAGGCAGCCAUAGUACGUAUAAUGAAAAUGAGGAAGACAUCAAAACAUCAACAACUUUUAGGAGAAGUUUUGAACCAGCUAUCAUCUAGAUUUAAACCCAGAGUUCCUGUCAUUAAGAAAUGUAUAGACAUUUUGAUAGAGAAGGAAUAUCUAGAACGUGUUGAAGGACAGAAGGAUACAUACAGUUACUUAGCAUAAAUUUAAAACUCACUGCUGUUUUGUUAAUUCACCUUAAAAUGUCUGCCGAUGACAAGGGAGUGAAUUCAUCAAAGUAUGAAAGGGAGAUAACUGAUUUUUGUUUUUGUUUGGGUAAGAGGAAGUGAGGAAGUGAUGAAUAUUCAGAAUGUUUGUCAGUUGUGAAUGCAGACAAGAUUUCUACUGAAGUUCAACAGUUUAGUAUGUUACAUCCUCAGAUACAAAAAACUUUUUGCUGGACUGUUUGUUUUUUCUCUAUUUUAUUGAGAGUUCUUGAAUUAGAUAUUGAACAUACUUUGUACUUUAUCUAGACUGUCAUGUUUGUGCCAACAAUGUAUAACUCUUUUCUGAUUGUAUAUCUUUUACCUAUAUAUUCUAUACUAGGGCUAUAUAAGUGAAAUAACAAACUAAGAAAAAAGUGUGUAAUACAAAUAUGAUAAAAUAACAAAGAUAUUCUAGUGAAAGAAAACUGGCAUUAGAUUCCUGGUAAGGCAAAAUUUAGUCUAUGAACUGUUAUUUAAUAUAUUAAAAAGUUACAUGUCAUUAUCAAAUUGUCCUAUAAAUUGCUGCUGCAUUGCUAUUUUUCUGUCAGAUAUUUUGUUCUUGAAUAAUAUUUUUUUUUUUUUUAAUUUAGCAAUUAAAGAUUUCCUUGAUAAAAGGAGGUUUUUGUUCAGAGUUUAUCAGAUUACUUUUUUCAUUUAAUAUGUCUAACAGUGACAACUUUGAGAAGACGACUUGAGUUUCUGUUUACAAUUUCUUGCUGUCUAAUAUUAUAGCAGAUACCACAAAAGGAAAAAUUUCAUCAAUCAGUUAAGAAUUUUGAGUUUAUUUUUCAAAUUUGUAGGCUUUUAGAAAAAAAAAAUCUACUUGUGUGAACUUAAACCACUACUCAAUUUUUACUGCAAAAAAUUAUUUUCUGUUUUAGACACACUAUUGGAAAAUGAUGUGACUUGGGAAUUUUUUGGUAGAUUUUGCAGCUUUGAAAUAAUUAUUUUUCUUUUAUAUGCACAGCAGUACAUCACACAAGGGGUGUUAACAUACAUAAAUUCCAUUUACAAUAAACAAUACUUUAGUUUAAUUUCAUUAUUAUUUGAUUGACGAAAAAAACAUGUACUAUUAAGAAUAUUUUAGGAAAAAAUUUGGGGAUGUUGGAGGUUACUUUUCUUCAGACUUUCGCCUGGUUUUUUUUUGUAUAUUUUGUUUAUUUACCACAUCAAAACAGCAUUUUAUAUUAAUUUUGCUGUUAUUCUAAGUUGUGCAAUGUACAUUUUUAAUUUGUUUUAUUUAUUUAUGGUUUUUAUAUCUUUAAGAUGGUAGUGCAUGCAGUAUGUACACUUAUACUGCCUGUGUUACGUUGAAGAAAAACCAAAAAGUGCUUGUUGUGUGCUUAAUUAGUUUGCUUUUUCAACAAAUGAAGAGCCUAGGUUGCUCUUCUGAUUUGAAACACAAGAUUUUCAAAUAAAACAUAAACUGCAUUUUAUAAACUUGAUUCCGUUAGUGUUUGACUUGUAAAAAUUCAUCAUUUCAAUUUUUUUCUUUCUUUUUAGGAUAACAUAAGAAUUAGCCAAAUUAAGUUAGGUGUAUGUUGAUGAAAGUGUGUGUAAUGCAUUUUGCAGUUGAGAGAAAGAGUAGUAUUUGAGUGUAACUGUGAUGUCAUUUCCGUUUAAUAGAAUUCUUUUUGUUAUGCAAGAAGUUUAUGAUCUAAAUAUAUAUAUUAAUACCAUUAAAUUUAACAAUACCUCAGAUAUUACUAUACAUUUAUUUGUUUGUUAAAAAACAACCCAUAUUUACUAUUAAUUUAUGGGAAUCAAAACCAGCUUUCAAAAUGAUGUAGUUGUAUUUGAAGUCCUGUUUGGAUUAUAGGACUUUUGAAGAAAUUAAAAUUUAUGAAGUUGAACUGUAUAAUUUUUUUUUUAUGUUCAUUUUUGCACAUGUAAACUUAAUUACAAAUACCAGAUUUUAAUACCACUGCAAAAAUUCAGGUUCUUUAAUUGUAUCAGCAUAUCGCCCAUGUAAUUUACUCAUUUCUGUGGAGUAAUGUGUUUAGGUUGAUCAGUACUGGAAAUUAAACUAAGAUAAGAUUUAACCCACACCCUUUAAAGUAAAUAAAAUAAUAAUGUGUGUUUUUGCAUACAGAAUAGAUAUUUUCACCAAUUUAAAAAACAUAUUUCAACAAAAUUGACAUCUCGUACCAUUUUCUUGAUAAUAAGGGUCAGAAAGGACCCAUUUUAAAACUUGCACAAGUCCAAUGAACACAGCAUUGGUUCUCGAUUUUGAAGAGUUCUUUAGAUCAACUUUGAUAUCAGUAGAAUAACAAUGUCACAAUCUAUGCUCAGCUUUAUCGGUCAUUACAUGGUGUUGUCAUAUCAUGCUGUGCUAGACACAGCUCCCCAUUUACUAUUUUCCAAUUACUGUUUUCAUUGUAGAAUUAGAUGAAAAUCUAUUUUACAAUGUACAUAUAUUAAAUUGCCAAAUACAUAUAUUACAGUGUUGACCAAUCACUAGGCAAUUUCUAUCUUGUUUCAGACAAUUGUUUGUGUUUGUUGAAUAUUCUAAAAUUUUAUAUUCUCAUUGAGUAUUCUGUGUUUUUAAAAAAUUAUCUUAAAUGUUUUGUCUUUCAUAUCAUUUUGUUCCUGUUUUCUUGGAAUUCAGAAAAAAAAAAAACUUUAAUUCUACAGCUGUUAAUAUCGACCAUGAAGUUAUUUGUUAUAAUAACAUAUUGUUGUGUUACUCUAGAUAGUGUUGUAACUUACUUUUUUCUAUUUUUUCGAACCGUCUUGGUGGUCUCAUAGCCUUCUUGCCUAAAUUGUAUAGAACUUAGUUUAUAUCCUGGACUAGGUAAAAUCAAAGUUGCUUCUCCAUCAAGCACCAUACAUUUAAGUGUAAGAAUUAAAAAACUGGUCGACUUGUGAGUCAGAAAAAUGUGUGUGAGGUAGAUGAUAUGAUAUAAAAAAAAAAUGAUUGAUUUUAGAUAAAUGUUAGAUUCAACUUUUUCUUUUCUAUAUAUGUUUGAUAAUUUUCUUUUUUCUGAUUGUUUCAAGAGAUAAUGCAAUCUUGGUAAAGAAAGCACCUCUGAUAGUAAUAAAAGACAUCCAAACCGGCAAAUAGACAUAAAUUAAAACAUAUCUAUAAGAAUUUUUAUUAUUAAUAUCUAAAAGAUCCAAUUUUUAGGAAUAGUAAAAUUGUUUUUUUUUUUAACUUGUUACUUCUUUGCCUUUCGAACUUAUCCUCAAUUCUGUUUACAUUCCAAAUUCCCUACCUAUUAUAUUUAUUGUUAAUUUGUACUCAUCCUGAAUAAUGAAUGAAAUAUUUUCCACUGGACAUAAAGCAAACAAGAAUCAAUCAAUCAUCGCUGCUACACAUACUCAUAUAUAAGGUUAUCUUAAUUUUUUUCAACACCCCCCCCCCCUAAAAAUGAGAUGCAACACUAUAUUUUUUAACACAACAAUAUGUAGAAUAUAUUUAUAUUUAUAUACCUAGUUUACUUUGACAAUAAUUUCUUUUCCCUGUAGAAAUAAGAUAACAGAUUACAGCUGUGCUGUAUGAACAACUCUAGUUAGGUCACAAAUAUUUUCAUGGUAAAUUCAGACUGGCUGUACUAAAGCAAUUACCAAGAAUCUCUUGCACCAAUAAUUGAUAUAAUUUAUUAAUCUGUUCUUUUUCAUCUGAAUAAAAGAAAUGACAU